UACAGAUUAAAGAAGGAAGUUACAAGGGCUAUAGUCACCAAAGAGUCCAUGGCUUUUCAUUGGCCAAGUCCUUUCCAGGAAAGAAGAGAGUCUUUCUUCUUCCUUUUGGAUACUGUUAUUGUCUCAGGUUCCCAUGGUAGCAGCAGCAUUUAUGGUCCCUGGACAGGCUCAGAGUCUUGUGAUGACUGCGGUUGGAGCGUGAAGAGAGGCCAUGUGAUCUUUGAGGAUGUGGCUGUGUCCUUCUCCCAGGAGGAGUGGGGUCUCCUUAACGAUGCUCAGAGACUCCUCUACUGUGACGUGAUGCUGGAGAACCUGUCACUUAUAGCCUCUCUGGGGUGUUGGCGUGCAGUAGGUACUGAGGAAGCUGCUUCUGAACAAUGUGUUUCUGUAGAACAAGUGACACAAGACAGGAAUCCAAAUCCAGACCUAUCUAUCCUGAAGACUCUUACUUCAGAUACAGGUGCCCUGGGAGAGAAAGACGUUUUGUACCUGGCUGAGCACCAAGGAGUGCAUCCUGGGCUGAAACCGUCCUCUUCUGGGGCUUGUGGGAAAAUGUUCACUUCUCACCUACAACAGCACCAGAAGCAGCCCAGUGGAGAGAAACACCUCAGAAGGGAAGAGAACGGGGCCUUGCUUGUGACGAGCUGCAAAGUCUUUUUACCCAACAAUAUGUUCGCAUGUGGAGAGGUUGAGAAGGCUUUCCUAGGCAGCUUGGGCUUUCCCCAGCACCAGCCCUCCCACGAUGGACAGCAUCCACGUAGAAGCAGGCAGAGCAGGGAGGUCUCUCACCCUGGGCAAGGGCAUUACGAGUGCAGCGAAUGUGGCAAAGCCUUCAGUAAGAAGUAUAAAUUCACGGAGCACCUGAGAGUUCACACUGGAGAAAAACCUUAUGGGUGCAGCGACUGCGGGAAGUUCUUCAGACUCAGGGGGGGUCUUUCUCAUCAUCGGAGAGUUCACACAGGAGAAAAGCCUUUUGAUUGCAGUAAAUGUGGGAAAGUCUUCAUCUACAAAUGUAAACUUGUUCAGCACCAAAGAGUCCACACUGGAGAAAGACCCUAUGAGUGUAAUGAAUGUGGGAAAGCCUAUGCCCGCAAGGAUUCACUUGUCCAGCACCAAAAGGUCCACACUGGAGAGAAACCUCAUAAAUGCAGUGAAUGUGGGAAGCUCUUCCUUUACAGAAAUAAACUUCUUGUGCACCAGAGGAUCCAUACUGGAGAAAAGCCUUUUAAGUGCACCGAAUGUGGGAAGUCCUUCAGUUAUAAAACCAGUCUUAUUAUCCACCAGAGAACCCACACUGGAGAAAGGCCUCAUAUGUGCAGUGAGUGUGGGAAAGCCUAUGUCAACAAAAAAAGUCUUAUUGUACACCAGAGAAUUCACAAUGGAGAAAAAGUUUAUGGGUGUAAGAAAUGUGGGAACUUCUUUAUAAGCAGCUUUGCCCUCAAUAAACACCAGAAUGUUCACACUGCACAAAGGCAUUAUGAGUGCAGCGAAUGUGGGAAAGCUUUCAAGAGGAAAAUCAGACUUGCUGAGCACCAGAGAAUCCACACUGGAGAAAGACCCUAUGAGUGUAAUGAAUGUGGGAAAGCCUUCAAGCUAAAGAAUACACUUGUUAGCCACCGAAAUGUCCACACUAGAGCAAAGCCUUUUCAGUGCAGUGAAUGUGGGAAGCCCUACAGUAACAAAACAAGUCUUGUUGUCCACCAGAGAAUCCACACUGGAGUAAAGCCUUUUCAGUGCAAUGAAUGUGGGAAGCCUUACAGUUACAGAACAAGUCUUAUUGUCCACCAGAGAAUCCACACUGGAGAAAGGCCUUAUGAGUGUAGUUCUUUGUAUGUAGCUCCAAGCUCAUAAAAAAGAGGAAAGUUCACACUGGAGAAAUGCUUUCUGGACUUAUGUGUUCCUUCACUUGAGUUAAUAUCUAGCACCACAAUUCCUGUGUUGUAGAGUAGGUGAAUGUCUAACUUAUGUGGGGUCAAACUUUUUAAAGUGAUAGUAUCCUUUUACAGUAUCGCCAGAAACAUCAGAACCCAAGUUCCCAUUCUUUCCAUUCUUACCAACACUUGGUACGUGCAGGCUUUCUAAUUUUUGUGACAUCAUAGGUGUAUAGUGGUAUCAAGUGAUUUUAAUUUGCAUUUCUCUAAUGACAUGAUGCUGGGUGGUCUUCCAUGUGUUAAUUUCCAGCCAUAUAUUGUUAUUGAAAUUUCUGUUCAUUUGAUUUGUUGUUCUAAUUACUGAGUUUUGACAUUUCUUCAUGAAUUAUUGAUUAAGGUCCUCUAAUGGAAAUACUUAGCAAUACAUUCUUCCAGAAUUGGUCUUGUCUUUUCAAUCACUUUUCGGAGAAAAAGUUCUUACUUUUAGUGUAGUCUAAUUUGUCCAUUUAUUCUUAUACUUUUUCCCUUGUUUCCUCCUGUAACUUUUAUGGUUUAGGGUUUUUAUUGAUGUAAAUGAAUCAUUUUCAAUUAAUUGUGGAAGUUAUUUUUUAAAAUAUAGAUACCCAAUUGCUGCAGUGAUACUGAUUUAAAAGAUUAUACCUUUUCCCCUGAAUUGUUUAGUAUCUUCAUCGAAGGUCAGUCAUUUAUGUAUAUGUUUAUUUCUGGAAUUUCUAUUCUGUUGCAUUUAUCUACUUUAUUUAUGCCAGUAUUUUCAUGUAUUAACUAAUUUGUUUUUAUAGUAUGUCUUGAAAUCAAGGUUGUAUACUCCUUUGACUUUCUUUUUUUUUCAGUCAUUAUAGCCUUUCUUGGUUCUUUGCCUUUCCAUAUGAAGUUUAGAAUCCACUUUUCAGCUUAUACAGCACAAAAAAUCCUACUAGGAGUUUCACUGGGAUUGCAUUUAGUCUUCAAUUUAUUUUUAUUUUUAUUUUUAUUUUUAUUUUUUGGCUGUUCUGCGCAGCUUAUGGGAUCUUAGUUCCCUGAUCAGCAACUGAACCCGGGCCAGGGCAGUGAAAGCGCCGAGUCCUAACCACUGGACCUCCAGGGAAUUCUCCUAAUCUUCAGUUUAGAAAGAAGUACUGAGUGUCCCAAUCCAUAAACAUGAUACAUCUUCUUUUAUGUAGAUCUUAUUUAAUUUUGGAUGGAAAUGUUUUUAGAUUUCUUUUUAUAGGUCUUGCAUAUGUAUUUUCUACAUCUGAUAAUAUUGUGAAUGGGAAUUAAAAAAAUUUUUUUUCUUUGUGAAAUGUUCAGUGCUAGUACACUAAGAGAGAUAUCAAACUACGGAUAGAAGCAAGCCUUCUUAAUCCUACAACAUCUACAAAGAGCUAUUAGAAAUACUAUACCUUGGAACCAUUAUUAAACUAUUGCCAUUAGAAUAAAAGGAGGACAGCUGCUCAUUGUUCUCUUAUUCAGUA
Molecule: messenger RNA, 3343 nt
Organism: Balaenoptera musculus (blue whale)
Lineage: Eukaryota; Metazoa; Chordata; Mammalia; Artiodactyla; Balaenopteridae
Product: zinc finger protein 883-like
Exons: 5
Coding region: 49-1851 (600 amino acids)
Biological process (GO): regulation of transcription by RNA polymerase II
Molecular function (GO): RNA polymerase II cis-regulatory region sequence-specific DNA binding; DNA-binding transcription factor activity
Source: RefSeq, a predicted model, not a curated record